Molecule: messenger RNA, 5296 nt
Organism: Asterias rubens (European starfish)
Lineage: Eukaryota; Metazoa; Echinodermata; Asteroidea; Forcipulatida; Asteriidae
Product: protein split ends-like
Exons: 5
Coding region: 616-5040 (1474 amino acids)
Molecular function (GO): protein binding
Source: RefSeq, a predicted model, not a curated record
CGAAUGGAUGACUGCACUACACACUGCGCUCGUUUGUGAAUCAUCAAUGAGUUGUUAUAAAAAAAAAAUGCAUAAUACAUGUACAUGUCACCACGUAAUAGUGCGUUCUCAGAGAUCCAUGUAAUUGUUUCGCGUUGAAAUGGACUUUGCCCAUCGUCUGGUGUGAUAGCAUUUACCCCGGUGUGGCGUCGCUAUUGGACCCAUGGAGUCGGUAUGAUUUGAUUGAACCCAAGCCGUACACGCCGCGUCACCACUUCAAUUUCAUUUUGAUGAUUUGGAUUAAAUUUACCCUCACGGCGAGGGCCCCCGAUACAAAGUACUCCAUCUGUACAUGCUGUGGAACUGAAACGAAUGGAUUAUGAUAAUGGACUGGUUGACUGCAUCUAAGGAUUGAACCGUUUUUUUUUAUAUCGCUGCUCAUUUCCUCAAAUGACGACAUUUUUCCUUACGAUGUUUCGUUGACACACCCCAUUUUUGGAUGGUCAACCAGGAACAAGCCACGGACCAACGCAGAAGCUCAAGCCGAGUAUAGCAACAGCAAGAUGUGAUUGUUCAAAAAGUUCAACUCGGGACAUGUGUAUGUUACAGAAACGUGUAAUUUUGUGAAGAAAGAACAUGAACUUGGCUCCCAAGAUGAGCAAUUCCUUGAACCUCACCCGAGCCCUGGCUCUGAAUGAUGCCGGUGGCACACAGUUGUUUACCUUUCUUCUCUCUAUGAAUGACUUGGAGGCGUUCUUUGAACGGCCUACUAGAUCAUCUCCAAUCUACUAUGAAGGACAUGAGUGGUAUCUGACCUGUGGGGGAUACCAGUCGAAAGACUCUGAUGACAUCUUUCUUGGGAUGUACCUGUACUGGGAUAAUAAGGCAGCCGGGGAGGGGGUAAGUUGCCGAGCUGACUACCGCCUGAUUGUCAGGAACGUCGUGGAUGCUUCGGAGAGUGUGGUAUCCGAAGGCUCACAGGUUGAAUUCAGUGCACCAGAUACUUUGGGAUGGGGGAAACGAGAGCUUGCACCUCUCCAUGAAAUCCUUGCCCCUGGAAAUGGCUUCCUGGUGGACCCAGGACGGACGGUCAUUGUUGAGCUUGCUGUCAGAUACUGCCGGACUAUCUACCAACAGAUGGUGGACUUCUCACAGCUCCCCGAUCACAUGAAUCAACCAUUCUCUUCUUAUUUCACACCGAAUUUCUCCAUCUGUGGAUUUGAUUUCUACAUGUCGUUCUAUCCGCUCGGUGAUCGCGAAGAAGCAGACAAGCAUGUCUCGAUGUAUCUGCACCGUCUGAACAACCCACAGGUCCCGGAGUGCUUGUGCUGCCGAAUCAGGUACCGCUUCUUCCUCGGUGAUCGCGUCUCCCCAGACGGUGACUCGAAAUCGUUUGAAUUCUCCUUCAAGACGGAUCGCGGCUACGGGAGAUUCAAAGCCUUCGAUCCCCUCUCGACCUCGGACAUGUUCAGCAAAGGUCCCGUGCCGAUCGGCGUGGAGAUCCUCUCCAUAACCCCGUUCGCCUUCGUGGAAGUGGGCCUGACCACCCGAGGUUACUACCACACGGAUAACUUUGUCUUCGAUGACGCCAUCUUCCCCGAUCAUCGUAUGAAUGUGUGGAAACUCUCGGCCAAUAACUCAUCCCAAUACCUGUCACUUCGGCUUGAUGUGGAGGACAGGAGCCAAAUUUACCCGGUGAGUCGACAGGGGCAGACCCGGGACACUCUCUGCACUAAGUACUUGCAGUGGAAAGCAUACCUUCUUUCUCGUACGGACCGUAGUCACAAUGUAUUCAUCACGGAGUCUCCCAUGUCUGCAUAUUUCUCACCAGCAUUCCCGGAGAAGUUGUUCACUAUGGCGACUGACAUCCCAAUACAUCGGGCCAAGGCUUUGGAUGGUGACUAUUGCACAAUGGACGAACCUUCUCUACUACUUCGGAUUGAGUUCUUCAAUGCACAGGACAUUCCUGGCAUUAUGCAAGACUACCCCGUCCUGGAGUUCGAACGUUUUCGCCUCUAUCAAACCAGGGAAGGCUUAAGACGUUGCCUGGAGGUUAACACUACCCUGAAAGGUCAAUUGAAUGACCUUAGACGUAGACUGAACGAAGUCAUGGCAAUUGGAGACGGCAACAUCGGUGGAAACAGCAAACAGCAGUUGAUGCGUGAAUUCCAAAGCCUUUUGCAGGCAAGUGAUGAAACAGACUCUGCCAGUCAAGCGGCUUUCAAAUCCAUGACUGCAACUCCUGGGUCCGACAACUUCGCAACCUCAUUCUCAUUUCCUGUGUCAUCAGCUUUUGACGCACCCCCCAUGGGCAAGAUGUCGCAGUAUUUGAGCUCUAGCGGCAACAGUAUGAAUAAGGAACCAGUAAAUAUGCCUACUAAAGAACCCAGUAACAGAAUGUCCCAGUUAUUUAGCUCCCGUUCUGGUACCACACUGCCUGAUUUCAGGACUGCUCCUCCCUCAACAUCAGCAGGAACUGCACCCGCAGCUUCCAAGGCGAAAGAUAAAGAACCCAAGACGUUGGGUGCAAUGGCUAGUAUUGGUGCAGCCUUCAGAAACCCUGUUAAAGGAUCUGGCUCUUCUGGUACAACCCAUAAUCCUUUCAACAGAGGAACUCAUGCCAGGGCAAGUACUGCAUCUUCAGUUAGGUUCGGAUCUUCUUCAGCAUCCUCCAAACCCUCUAACGGUUCAUCGAUACUUAAAGAUGCACCGUCAAGGAGCGGUCUUCCUCCCGGCCAGAAAUCCACAUCCUCAUUGAAUCGGCAGAUGGUGGGUUCUGGAAGACAGUCGAAUAUCUCAGGGGGAAACAUCCCUGCCUCUCAGAUGAAAUCUAACGAAGGCAUCAAGUUGACAUCUGAUCAUACUGUGUAUGCGGCCAUCGCUGUACCACCUCCGUCAAAUACAUUACCCACAGUGAGUCGACCAGCAUCAAACACAUAUGCUAUUGUAGGUAAACCACCACACAACCCUGAACCUGUAAAAGAAGUUGAAGUCACACCCGAACCAACAAGAAAGUCUAAAUUUAAUCCCAACAUCUUCAAGUCGGUCCUUCCUAAACGAAGUCAUUCCAGUGCAAACGAUCAUCAAGACCACCAUCAUGACCACCAUCAAGGCAAGUCAAGCACGCUUCCUAGAAGUUCACAUUCCGCUGAGAGGAGCACGGACUUCUUCGGCAACAAGAGCUUACCAAGACCAACUCAUGGUAUCUUCAAUCAGCCUUCAUCGAGGAGCACCUCGACGCUCUCCGCUUCCUACAACAACCCAGCCCCUGCAGUCCAGAAGGUUGUCCCAACUCAGUCUCCAGGCUCAACAAUGACCCGAUCAGGUGGUGUUGCGAAUCUUGGUAGCUCUUCAUACUAUCCCCCAGUAACUACAGCUAUCGUGAUGCCAGUGCGAGAUGUCACCUACACAGAGUCAGAGAAGACCAGGAUCCCUCCUGUACCAGCACCUCGACAGGGACUGACGAAGAAACCUCUUGACGAAUACCAAACUGAAAAGCUGCAGUACUUCGAUGAAAAACCAUCCUUUGAACCAGAGACUAAAGAAACUUUCCAGUACUCAGAACUAACAAAACCACUACCCCAAGAACCAGAACCAGAACCAGAUACACCCACCCCAUCGGUUGAGAAGACACUGGAAGAUAAAACAGCCUUCUCAAGAGCAUCUAUUGCAUCAGUUGAUGAUCCCAUGUUACAGAGUGAAGUGUAUUCCAUCUUUGCGACAGCUGCCAAGCAAGGAAUCAAAUUAGUAGAAGAAGCACCCGAGAUGGAUGAGCCAAUUGUCAUGGCCCCACCGCCAGACGCUGCUGCUCAACCUAAAGUUGAACCCAAGCCACAGCCACAAACCAAGCCACAGCCACUGCCUAAGCCUAAGCCUCGUAACAGAGUCACACCGGAGAUCACUGUAACAGACAGCCAGGGGACCCAACAGAGCCAGCAGACUCAUCAGAAUCGGGAUUAUGGGCCUCAGCCACUGUCUCCAUCCAUUCUGAAGAAAGAAGCUAAUAUUAGUGAACCGGCAGCAAACGUGAAAAAAUCGAGAAGCACCAACAAUGUUCGGUUUAAUGAAGACCCUGAGACACAGGGGCAAACACAACGAGUUGUGGGGACUUCCAGGGCAGAAGAAUACAAACCAUCUGGGUCUUAUGAUCAGCAUGACGGUCGCUCUGUCAGCGUUGGGCAGCAGAAAGGGGGCCAGUUUCAACAACAACCAAAUGCUCAAUUGCAGAAUCAACAGCAGCUUCGUUUUCAGCAGCAACAAUUAGAACAACAAGAGUAUAAGAAACAGUUGCAACAGCAGCAACAACUGAUGCAGAAGAGGCAGCUGCAGCAGCAGGAAUUACAACAGAAACAAAAAGUGCAACAGCAACAGCAACUGUUAGAGCAAGAGCAACUACAACGACAACGACAGCAUAUGCAGCAGUUUCAACAACAACACGAAGGAAAACAACAUGAACAGCAACAUCAAAAUAAUCAACAACACAAUCAAAAACAAUACAAUCAGCACUUAGCACAAAACCAACAACAGCAGCAACAACGCAGACAGCUGCAGCAGCAGCAGCAACAACAACAACAACAACAACAACAACAACAACAACAACAACAACAACAACAACACCAACAACAACACCAACAACAACAGCACCACCAGCAACAACAUAAACAACAACAGCUGCAGCAACAGCAACACAUGCAGCAGCAGCAGCAGCAACAACAACAACAACACCAACAACAACAACAACAACAACAACAGCAACAAUACCUGAAACAGAAACAGCAGCAUCCAGAAUCCAACAACCGUACCGAACAACAGCAACAGGAAUAUCAGCACUAUCAACUAUCAGAAGAACAAAAGCAGCAGUUUCGCCUGCAGCAGUUACGUCGUGAACAUCAGGAGUACAUCAAACAGCACGAGCAGCAGCAGGUACCAACUCAGCAGCAGCAGCAACUGCAGCAGAAUCUGCAGCAGAAUCGGAAUCAGCCUCAAUUGGCGCCAAAACCAGGAACCAGUCAAACUAACCUAACGAGGUCUAGCUCUGGUGUGGUACAAACUUCAUUGUAACAAAUGUAUCACUUAUGCCAACCACUUUGACGCUUUUUUGAGUCACUAUUCAAUAACAAAUCAUAUUCUGGUUUCAUGCAGUUUUUAAAGAAAUAUGCGGAUAUGGUUUUUUUUAUUAUGCUCAAUUUUAAGUAAAGUGUAAGCCAACAUCAACUUAGUGCCAUUUGUAAAUUUUAAUCUUUUGGAUUGCUGAUCAAGUUUUCUUCGAUUUGAAUUUUAAAACGCAUAGAAAAGAACAAUUAAACACACAAACAAA